AUGGCGCCAGCUCCAGUAUCGGGUGGUCCGGGCGAUGUUUCACCAACAGGCGGCUCGGGGUCUGCAACGAACUCCAAGAUGAGGAAGAGGACCAAGACUGGAUGUCUCACCUGUCGGAAACGCCGCAUAAAGUGUGGUGAGGAGAGACCUACUUGCGCCAACUGCAUCAAGUCCAAACGUCAGUGUGAGGGCUACAACCAGAGGGUCAUCUUCAAACCACCAAUUGGCGACUGGCCAAAUCACCCAGGCGUGGUCAGCACUAUACAAUAUCACACUUCAAUGCUUCCUGGGACACGUAACCAAUCAUAUCGCGGGCCUGAGCCAGCUACCGCUGUGGAAGAGAGCAUGCUUGGUUCGAUUCAACCUCGCCCGCAUGGUAGCUUCGACUUCUCACACAUCGACACGAGCUCAGGUCCUGGGCCUUCAGAACCCCAGCAAGGUUACGCUGGAAGGAAUCCCAGCUAUACACACGAGCAGGCUUAUCAGCAGCCGAUGCCGUCCCCUCUUCACCAACAGCCGCUUCCCUCGCCAAACCACCAAGCACAUAGCCACACUCCCACCGCUUCAUAUUUUCCGCCGCCUUCGUCAAUGCACACAAGUCCACAAACACAAUUUAGACACGAUUCGCACAGCACCUACCAACCACCCCUUCAAUAUACCCAGAGUUCAUCAUAUCCACCGGUUUCAGUCUCGUACAACCACGAAUCCAACCCAAAGGCCGCGGUUCCUCAGCCUCCGCCGAUCUACUCACAAGCCUAUCGAUCUGAUAGCCAACAAGCCGAAGGUCCUUAUCGGGAUCAUUCAAGUGUAUCACCUCGAAGCGACCAAUAUCCCCAUUACACAGAGGCACCGCUGGGGGUGCAAAGAUAUGACAGUCAUCCGCAAGCCCCUGUACACCCUGUGCAAGGAACUUCGGCAGAUUUCAGCCAAAUUGCAAAUCUUAACUACCCAGCAGCAGUUUCUCACGCUGACUUCAGUCAUGCAAGCUAUCCUCCUGUCCAGAUGCCAAUUCAUGAUAUGACCCCAGAUGUAAAGUAUAUGUCACAGCCUGUCCUCGAACAACCUUCCGCCGUACCACAAGCGCAGCGAUCUCAACCGCAACUUCUCCUCGAUGGCUUUGGUGGUGACGACCACGUUAGCCCUACACAAGUUCUCGACGAAGCCGCAAUCGAAAACGAAGAUGACGACUACUGGGAUGUUCAAUCGGACGAAGACAUGUUUGAUGCGGAAUUUGUGGGGGAUGAAAAUGCCUUACUUGCGAGCAAAGAGUUCGACAACAUCCGUCGCAUACACCUUGAGAACUACAACGAGCUGGGGAUCAGACGUUAUGAUGCAUUCUUGUAUGACGGGUUGCUGUCAAACUAUAGACCAGAAUAUGCGGCAAGCCCUUUGCGCAAUCCCAAGACUGCGAGAGUUUUCGCGCACUACAUACAUGUGACCGGACCAACGUUAUCAAUGUACGAACGAAAUCCUAGAAACCCCACCCUCAUCUUUGAAAGUACUACGCACCCCGCUCAGCAAGGUCUUUGGACAUACACACUGCCUCUGAAGGCUCUCAGUCAUCAGGGAUUGUUGCACGCCAUGUUAGCGCUUGCGAGCCUGCACAUUGCAAGAUUGCAAGGCGCCUCCAUAACACCGUCCUACAAGCACUACGCAUACUCCUUGAAACGACUCGUCCGCUCUCUCAGUGAUCCUAAGAAACGUCUAUCAACCCUGACAUUGGCCACUUCCUUACUUCUGGCCUUCUACGAAGUUUGGACAGCAGAGCAUGUCAAAUGGGGUACGCAUCUUAUCGGUGCCCAGCGCCUCAUCACUGAGCUCGACUUUCGGUCAUUAACGCGCGAGGCAAGACGGCUGCGAGCGGUGCAGACUGCCAUGGAGCGACAAUUCCCAUACCAAAACCCUGAGAUGCUCAUCGACCAGAGGCAGUUUGAUCAGAGACUCACAGAUAGCGCUUUGAUGCCAGAUCAGAGUCUUGUAAGCACGAUUGUAGGCCAAAAGGUCAACUAUGACGACUUCGGAAUGGUAUUCGAGGACAACGGCCCAAGGCACGACACAAGACCUAACAUACCUGCGAAAUUGGACCUGCAAAGCUACGAGACACUACAGGAUAUAUACUGGUCAUACGCUAGGCAUGAUGCUUAUCAAAGCAUUAUCAGUGGCAAUCGCCUUAUCAAUUCCUAUCGCAAAUGGUCUGAUUGCCCUCCAAGAGCCCCGCUUGGCCGAGCCGAUGCACUCUAUGGCUCUCACGACCAUAUUAUCCUUCUUUUGGGUCGCAUCGCAGACUUCAUGGUCAGAGACCGCAGUCGCAAACUUCGACAAAUAGAAGCGGACGGUGGAUGGCGACCACGUCCUAAUAUGCCUGGUUUUGGGAACAUGGGAUCGCCUCUAGGCGGCCCACAUGGUCAGCAACAAAUGCCCCCGAGCUCUACAGGACCUCCACCUCAUAUGCAAGGUCCACCACCAGGAUGGAAGGGGCCACCACCGCCAGGCUGGACAGGUCAGCCUCCAUCACAACCUCCACCAGGCUUCGGACCGCCACCUAUGUCGGCUAGAAAACCGCCUCAGGGUGGUCAGCCCAAACCAUCAGCUAUGCCUAAUUUUUAUGGAAUGGCGCCAUCGGCAGGCCCAGGACCCAUUCUUUCCAGUUACGAAAAUCCAAAUUAUGAACGCUCACCACAGACCCCAAACACGCCUCACCCUCAAUAUACUGACCUACCUUCUGAAUACGAAAAGGCAAUUUCAGAGUGGGAGAGCAUAAACGAUGCACACACGGCAGUCGUGCGUAUCUUGGAACAAACUGAUACCUUCGCACCAUUGCCAGAAGACACUUAUCCACCAGCGCCAGGAGAAUACCCUAAUCAACAAGGAAACAUGACACCCUUCGGCCCAGCUAUAUUACACAGAAGCUACGACAUAUCCAUUAUAUGGACACUGGUUCACCUCUCCAAGAUCAUCCUUCUACGGUCUCACCCGGGUAUGCCACCCGCUGCACAAAUGGCGGCUGGUGUAUGUGCAUCCGCCACCGCCCCAUACUGCAUGCUCAUCGGCCGCAUAUGUGCCGGUUUCCAGAUGCCCAUCGAUUCAGAUCUCUCUCCCUUCCUUGGCGCAGUCUUGACAGAAUCUACCUUGUCGCUGUUCUUUGCCGGCAUUACAUUUCAGGACCCGCGACAACGCGAGUGGCUCAUAACCAGGCUGUUAGAAACAGAUAAGAGGACAGGCUGGGCUAGUGCAGGGACCAUUGCUGUAGGAUGUGAGACAGCAUGGACAAAGGCUGCCGAGAUAGGAAGAGGGCCGCCAUACAAGAGGAGGACGAAACGGGCUCCAGCAGUUAGCCUUGAAACCGAAGAGGAGGAAAUUGGUGGAAGAAAUAAGGAGCAAGCCAGGGUACAAGAGAUACAUAGGGAGACAAGAUAUGUGGUUAAGAAUCGGCCACCACCGUGGGCUAUGAAUUUGUUGGGCACUGAGGAAGAUCUUAGAGUUGGCAUGGAGAGAUUUGGAUUGUAA
Messenger RNA from Alternaria atra, 3507 nucleotides. RefSeq lists its product as uncharacterized. NCBI's taxonomy places the organism in Eukaryota, Fungi, Ascomycota, Dothideomycetes, Pleosporales, Pleosporaceae. Gene Ontology annotation, molecular function: DNA-binding transcription factor activity, RNA polymerase II-specific; transcription cis-regulatory region binding; zinc ion binding. The transcript is spliced from 4 exons. The record is from RefSeq and is a predicted model, not a curated record. Gene Ontology annotation, cellular component: nucleus. Bases 1 to 3507 code for a protein of 1168 amino acids. Gene Ontology annotation, biological process: positive regulation of transcription by RNA polymerase II.